UUAGAACAAGAUGGGGGAGACACAGAAAGUGAAAGGAAGGUCACAGAUAAAGCUACAAAUUCCAAAAACAAUGGAAAGGACACCAAAAACCAGCCCAAAGUUAGUCCUUACUUCUCUGACUCAGGCUCCUCCCCAAAUCCACCCAAAAUAGGAGAUAAAGAUACUGACAAAAAGAAGUGGACUCCACCCAAGUCACCAUAUCAUCUUGUACAAGAAACGCUGUUUCAUGACCCAUGGAAACUGUUGAUAUCUUCAAUAUUUUUGAAUAAAACUCAAGGUGAGAAAGCAAUUCCUGUUCUAUGGGAGUUCUUCAGAAGGUAUCCAAAUGCCGACGUGACUCGCUGUGCUAAUCCUAAGCCGAUAGCAGAUUUGAUGAGACCACUUGGUCUGAAUGAAAAAAGAGCCAAAACUAUGAUCCGUUUCUCAGAGGAAUUCUUGGCCAGAGAUUGGACCUAUGCUGAUACACUAUAUGGCAUUGGAAAGUAUGGUAGUGACUCCUAUAGGAUCUUUUGUCUUGGAGAAUGGAAAGAUGUGCAGCCAAAYGAUCACAUGUUGAACAAGUACCAUGCAUGGCUCUGGCAACAGGAGAAAGCUGGUUUACUGUAAAUAUACCCAUUAGAUUCUAUUAAUAUAAAAAAGAUUCACAUGGUUUUAUAAAGAUCAUUGUCUUCCCAUUGUAAAUAUAUAUCUAUUUCAAAAAAGGUCAUUAGUUAGUAUUAUGUUUUUGAUGGAUGGUUAACUUAUCUGUUUAAAAACUAGGAAAAACCAAUCAAACAUCAUUGAACACCUUGAUUAAAUGGAAGCAACAGUAAUAACUGACUUUAAUUUGUGAAUAUUGCCAUUAAUAAUUAAUAGCUAUUAUUACUUUUGUUCAGGUUUUCUCCCAUAUUGCAAUAAUCUUUUCUGAAAUAGUUAUAUGUGCAAAAGACUAAUCAGUACUAAUUAUAAUUUAGUUUUAAUAUCAUGUAUUUUAGUUGUUUUGGUUUUAUUAUAAGACAGAAUAUCAUGCGAUUGGUCUUUCUUGACAACUCAUACCACUGUUUGUGGAAAACACCUAAAAAUUGUAGUUACAGCAGUGAUUUGUGAUCAUCCAAUCACUGGAUUCAUAACCAACAUUUCCAUUUACUGGUCCUCUUAAAGGGACACUGUCAAAUGGCACGCAUGCGCGAGUAAACUUGAAAACAUUAGGCUAAUAGACGAGUAAA
Messenger RNA from Exaiptasia diaphana, 1205 nucleotides. Its product is annotated as methyl-CpG-binding domain protein 4-like. The transcript is spliced from 2 exons. Lineage: Eukaryota; Metazoa; Cnidaria; Anthozoa; Actiniaria; Aiptasiidae. Gene Ontology annotation, cellular component: nucleus. Gene Ontology annotation, molecular function: catalytic activity; DNA binding. The annotation marks the transcript as partial. Gene Ontology annotation, biological process: DNA repair. The record is from RefSeq and is a predicted model, not a curated record.